AUGAGCUCUGACCCUCGCCAAGCCACCGGGGCGAGCGGAAAAUCCAAACGUCGCUGGACCGACCCCGACGAAGAUGGCAAAAUGAACGGCCCGGACGACCUAUCAUCUCAGCCAAAGCGGCAACGCGUGUCGCGAGCCUGCGACAGUUGCCGAUCUAAGAAGGACAAAUGCGAUGGCGUUCAGCCGGUAUGUUCAACAUGUGCAUCGCUUUGCAGGCCAUGCACCUACAAGGCCAAUCCGAAGAAACGAGGCCUGCCCACGGGUUAUAUCCGUUCGCUCGAACUGCUCUGGGGGCUGGUCUUCCAGAAGAUCCAAGGAAGUGAGGACGUCAUGCGAGCCUUGAUGAGAUCGGUCAACUUGCCUAGUCACCUUGCCACCAUGGGCAAGGAAGCCGAGGGCUCAGAUACCCUGCUGUCCUCCUUCAAGAACAGUACCGUUUUAAGAGAUAUUGAGCGAAUGCUGGUCGUCUUGGAACAACCCGAGGAGGAGAGAGAUCGCAGUUUACAAGCAUAUGGCGAGGGGGACACCCCGUUGGAUGUUGAUGGUAUCCUUGCCUCCUCUGACGCCCAGGAAUGGCAAAUCCCCGAAGGACUAUCACCUCUCCCAGGGGUAUCUCCCUCCCGCACAUCUAUGAUCGGCUCUGCACCACGGCCGCUUGCAUACCGCACCCGAGACUCUGGAGCUCAAACAAUCAACGCGCAUGAAUUCCAAUCGCCGACCCUCGGCCUUUCUCUUAACACCGACGACUCCAGAGCGAUCUCAACAAACUCCCCGCUCCAGCUCCCGUAUAACGCCUGGCCUCUCCUUGACAUAUAUUUCUCGUAUACGCAAUGUUGGCUUCCCAUACUGGAAAAGCACGACAUACUCCGAACGGCAUUCCAAUACACUGAAGGCGACGUUUAUAUGACUCGCACAGCACCCGGCUCCGGUGAUCAUGCUGCCCUAUGGGCAGUCCUUACCCUUGCCUCCCUUCAAGAUGCAUCCAUCACUGCUAGGGAGUCUGAUCCUCUGUCUGUCCGAGUGAGCCCUUCACAACUAUACAACACUGCCCGGGACCUGAUUCCCGCAGAGACUGGCCCAUAUGAAGUGGGACAUGUUCAAGCCUUGCUUAUCCUGUCUCUUAUCAAGUUCGGUCAACAGGAAUGGACAGCAGCCUGGAUGCUGGUUGGUCAUUCUGUCAGAAUUGCUCAGACGCUAGGCUUGGACCAGCCCUCGUUCCAUUCGGCAUCCUCAAGGCCGUCAGAGCCAGGCAAGCAGCAGGGACGAGCGAAGCACGUGUUUUUGGGCUGUUUUGUGCUCGAGACACUUAUUGCGGAACAAACCUCUCAGUGCCCAUCGUUGAGAAGGGACGACCUAGCUCGAGUAGGGUCCAUCAACGAAGAUGGAUUGGAGGAAUGGCAUCCUUGGGAGGACAUGACUGGUCUCCGACCGACACAGGCAUCUCGAGCCUCAAUGCAGCGAGGACCACUCCAUGCAUUGAGCACCUUUAACCGUCUUGUGUCUCUUGUCUCCAUUUUGAAUGAUCUUUGUUGCUAUAAGCAAGAUCCAACCAUUUCCCGAUCACAACUGGAGUCGCUCGAGCUCACUUUGCAUCGUUGGGCGGGCGCUUUGCCGAAGAGCCAUCGAGUAGACUUACAAAGUCGACCAGUGAAGGUGGCGUCACCGCAUAUAUUUUCACUUGAGAUGACUUACCAAAGCAUUGUUUCCGCCUUGAGUUUGCAGAUCGCUACGCGGGAAAUUGAUCAGAAUAUCCCUGAGAUGCCACACAAGGCGCGUGCAAUCGACAGCUCAAGUCGAUUAUUAACCUGCCUCCAGGUUUACUUGGAGACAUACAGCCUCGCGGCGACCACGCCUAUAUUUGGCAUGAUUUUGAGAUACUGUCUUCCACGUUCAUUCUCGCGCGAUCAUGUGUCUGACGUCGAGCUUAGUCUGCGGAAUAGGAUACAAUCCUUCUCAUCUCACCUCGUGCAGCUCUGGUCUGUAGCAGAUCGGCCACACACAGGCCAGCCUGCUGCCCAAAGAAACCAGGGCACGAUGGCAUCGCCUGCGCUGUCGCAGCCACCCGAUCUUUCAGUCACCGAAGAACCGGCAUUAAGCCAUGGAAUUCCGCUUACAAGCACUCCUCAUCACCUCGCUGGGUCUACCGAACCACAUGCUCCUGGCUCCGCACAUCCGGCAUCUACACCCGACCCAUUCUCCUCUGCCCCCUGGCUCAGACCUGCUCAAAACAUGGAUGAUGGAACACCGUUGCUAUCUACACCAACGCCCUCUUUAACCACCAUCGGCGGUACGUCGGAAGUCUCGGCUCAGCCUGGUCAUUUAGAUGGAGGGUUGGGCAGUGGUCUUCGCCAGUCUACCUCUGCUCCCUCAAAACCCAAUCCUGGUCCAGGAAUGAUUCCCGACCUUGGCCCGCAAUACCCCCCGGGUACACAGUACCAUGCACAGUAUCAAGAUCCAUCUCUUGGCCUCAACUCUUUCGUCGAUAUGGACGGCUACGGCCCACCACGCCGACAACAUCGAAUUGCUCCGGAUCUCGAUGCUCUAUUCGACGAAUUGGCGUCGUUGGAUGGUGCUGAAAAAGCCGACAAUCAACCUGAGUUCAUGCAGAAUCUGGGCUUCGUUCCCGAUUCAGCAGUGCCAGAGAUGUACUCGUUUUCGAGUCAGAUUGAGCCUUUCCUGCUGGCUCAGACGCAACAAAUACCAAACAAUGGAUCUUCCUCUGGAGUUCGAAGGGAAUCACAAUCCCUCAGUAUGUCCGGAACGCCGAAACGAUAA
Penicillium odoratum is the source of this 2775-nucleotide messenger RNA. RefSeq names its product putative C6 transcription factor QutA. NCBI's taxonomy places the organism in Eukaryota, Fungi, Ascomycota, Eurotiomycetes, Eurotiales, Aspergillaceae. The record is from RefSeq and is a predicted model, not a curated record. Gene Ontology annotation, biological process: positive regulation of transcription by RNA polymerase II; DNA-templated transcription. The transcript is spliced from 2 exons. The coding region runs from base 1 to 2775 and encodes 924 amino acids. Gene Ontology annotation, molecular function: DNA binding; DNA-binding transcription factor activity, RNA polymerase II-specific; zinc ion binding.